Messenger RNA from Camellia sinensis, 966 nucleotides. Lineage: Eukaryota; Viridiplantae; Streptophyta; Magnoliopsida; Ericales; Theaceae. The record is from RefSeq and is a predicted model, not a curated record.
AUGAAUUCAAUGUUUGGUUCUAUUGAAAAGGACAAUAGUGAAAGUUGUAGGGUGGGAAAGAGAAAGGUGGGCGAAACUGAUAAUGACGAGGACUAUCAACCACUUGAUGAUGAUGAAGGACUGAGUUCUUCAAGUGAUAAUGGCGAGCCUUUUGAUUCUCAAGUGAUUAAGGAUAUUCAUAUGGGUCUCGGUAGGAAAACAAAUAGGUGUGCAGCUCGCCUAAUAGCUUUACAAACACUUAGGGAAAAGAGAAGUAUUGUUGAUGAAGAUACACUUACUCUUCCGAGACGACCUGUAACUGCACAAGUUAAUCAUUCAGAGAGCACACCUGAGGUCUCGACCCAACCUAUCCAUCUUCCCGCCUUACAUACUAGGCCCGAUCAGCUCCCUACCUCCGCCACUCAACCUAACCACCUUUCAAGUCCAUGUAUUGUGACUAACAGUGGAGCAUCAAUUCCAGUUUUGGGCAAGAAACGUGUACGAGGACCGACCCGAGGAAAGAAUGUUGAGAAGAUUAGAAAAGAACGUGGUGAUCGAAUACCCGUUACACUUAACCGUUUGACCAAAGCAAUAGAAGGGGAAUACGCCACACCGCUAGCAGCUGCUCUUGGUCAACAAAUUCGACAAACUUUUGAUUUUGGGGACUACAAUAAUGAUGUGGAUGUGAGAUGUAUUAUUGAUCAUAAGUGCCAAACUUUGUACAGUGAAUGGAAAAAUAGAUUACACACACACUACAAAUCCCUUAAAGAAAACAAUGUAUCUGACCUCAAAAGUCAGAUACUAUAUCCUUGUACAAAAGAUGAUUGGGAAUGGAUGAUUGACAAUUUGUGGGAAACUGAUGAUUGGAAGGUAAAGUCAGAGAAUGCGAUGAAAGCGAGAGGUUGUGUGAAGUAUAAUCAUACGAGUGGCUCGAGAUCAUUUGCAUCGCGAGCAUCUAUCACUGUAAGUGUAGAUUUACAAAUUUGA